ACCCAGUCUGUCUCUCUCUCUCUCACACACACACACACAGAGUGUGAGUGCAGGAAAAUGGAAAAAGCCAAAAUUUCUGUAAAUCGCUUCAGCUGUCCAGUGUGUCUGGAUCUCAUGAAGGAUCCUGUAACGAUUCCCUGUGGUUGCAGUUUCUGUAAGGUGUGUAUUAAUGACUGCUGGGAUCAGGAGGAUGCGAACGGCGUCUACAGCUGCCCCCAGUGUAAAGAGAUUUUCUCCUCAAGGCCUGUUCUACGCAUGGACGAGCAUUUGGCUAACGCAGUGGAGAAACUGAAGAAGAUUGAACUCCAAGCUGCUUCUUCUGCUCACUGUUACACUGGACCUGGAGAUGUGGAGUGUGAUUACUGCACUGGGAGAAAAUACAAAGCCGUCAAGUCCUGUCUGGUGUGUCAGGCCUCCUUUUGUGAAGAACAUCUUAAACCUCACUAUCUGUCUCCUGCCUUUAAGAAGCACGAGUUAGUUGAAGCCUGUGCAGAGCUCCAAGAGAAGAUCUGCUCUCAGCACAAUAAACUGAUCGAGAUCUUCUGUCGUACUGACCAAAACUUCAUCUGUUACUUGUGUGCAAUUGAGCAGCACAGAGGCCAUGAUACUGUUGGAGCUGAAAAAGAAAGAAAUGAAAAACAGAAUGAGCUAAAGGAGGAGCAGAUGAAAUCCCAGCAGAGGAUCCAGGAGAAGCAGAAGGAGGUGCAGGAGCUGAAACAGACUGUGGACACUAUUAAGAUGCAUUAUCAGGCAGCAGUAGAUGAUAGUGAGAGGAUCUUUACUGAGAUGAUCAGCUCCAUGGUGAAAAAGCGCUCGGAGAUGACGGAGCUGAUCAGAGCUCAGGAGAAAGCUGAACUGAGUCGAGCUGAACGACUCCUGAAGCAACUGGAGCAGGAGAUUGCUGAUCUUCAGAGGAGAGUCACUGAGCUGGAGCAGCUUUCACACACACACGAUCACAUCCACUUCCUCCAGAGUUUCCCGUCUCUCUGUGUUUCUCCUGGAUGUGACGACUCACCCAGCUUCACUGUCAAUCAACAUCUCUCAUUUGAUGGAAUGAGGAAAUCUCUCUCAGAUCUGAAAAAACGAGUCGAGGAAAUCUGUGAGGAGGAAUUCAAUGUAAUCCGUCCACAAGCUGCAGCAGUUCACAUGAUUUUACCCUCAGAACCAAAGAGCAGAGAAGAUUUCCUGCAGUAUUUCUGUUAUCUGACUCUGGAUCCAAACACAGUACAUCCUAACCUCAUUCUGUCUGAGAAGAACAGAGCGGUGAGACGCCGUAAGACACAACAGAGAUACUCUGAUCAUCCAGAGAGAUUUGACUCCUGGUUUCAGGUGUUGUGUAAGGAGAGUGUGUCUGGACGCUGUUACUGGGAGGUGGAGUGGAGGGGUGAAGUGUUCAUAUCAGUCUCAUAUAAAGAUAUCAGCAGGAAAGGACGGGGUUAUGAGUGUGGGUUUGGAUUCAACAGUCAGUCCUGGAAUCUGGUGUGUUCUUCUUCCUCUGUCUGUUUCCGACACAAGAACAUUAAGACUGAUCUCCGAGGUCCAUCACCCUCCAGAAUAGGAGUGUAUGUGGAUCACAGUGCAGGAACUCUGUCCUUCUACAGCGUCUCUGACACGAUGAGGCUCCUCCACAGAGUCCACACCACAUUCACUCAGCCUCUAUACGCUGGGGUCGGGACUGAGUCUGACUCAUCUGUGAGGUUUUGUGAUCCGAUGAAAAAAUGAAAUGUUGGUAAAAGUUGAACUGUUUAGUAAAAUUAUAACUGAGGUGUCAAAUUGAAUUCAUCCCUGAAAUACAAAGACACUUUUGUGUGCAGAAACUGUGGCACUAAUGAAUUAUUUUCAAAGUGCAUCUGUUUUAUAGGGGCGGCACGGUGGUGUAGUGGUUAGCGCUGUCGCCUCACAGCAAGAAGGUCCGGGUUCGAGCCCCGUGGCCGGCGAGGGCCUUUCUGUGUGGAGUUUGCAUGUUCUCCCCGUGUCCGCGUGGGUUUCCUCCAGGUGCUCCGGUUUCCCCCACAGUCCAAAGACAUGCAGGUUAGGUUAACUGGUGACUCUAAAUUGACCGUAGGUGUGAAUGUGAGUGUGAAUGGUUGUCUGUGUCUGUCAGCCCUGUGAUGACCUGGCGACUUGUCCAGGGUGUACCCCGCCUUUCGCCCAUAGUCAGCUGGGAUAGGAUCCAGCUUACCCGCGACCCUAUAGAACAGGAUAAAGCGGCUAGAGAUAAUGAGAUGAGAUGAGAUCUGUUUUAUAGAUUAAUCAUGAAUAAGUUCCAUAAAUAAAUGUCUUAAUGCAGAAUGUAAGAUAUUUCUAGAAAAAAAUAAAUGUUAUCAGACUAUUUUAAAUGUAUGCACUAUUAUGAGAUUUAUUACACUGAUAUGAAAGUUUAGAAUGUCUCAAAUUCUGUUUUUU
This is a messenger RNA of Neoarius graeffei (lesser salmon catfish), 2406 nucleotides long. Its product is annotated as tripartite motif-containing protein 16-like. The transcript is spliced from 6 exons. Gene Ontology annotation, molecular function: protein binding; zinc ion binding. Lineage: Eukaryota; Metazoa; Chordata; Actinopteri; Siluriformes; Ariidae. Bases 58 to 1722 code for a protein of 554 amino acids. The record is from RefSeq and is a predicted model, not a curated record.